AUGGAGGUUGCCGGAGAUAAUUUAGUAGAAGCUCCAAAUCCAAUCCAUGGAGACAUCUUGGAGUCAAUAUUCAAUCACGUUCCUCUCAUAGAUCUUGUUCCUGCCACUUACGUGUCCAAGUCCUGGAAAUUUGCAGUUUCCACUUCUCUGCAGGAAGGUGCUGGUGGUCGACGCCGUCGCUCCAAGUACAGAAUCAAACCAUGGCUUCUAAUCUACAGCCAGACCACAAGGUUUCCUCACUCAACUACAGCACACGCUUACGACCCACGUUCACACGUUUGGGUUCAGAUCCAUCAGCCAUCUAUCAAGUUCGUCUCAGCCCUCCGAUCCUCUCACUCCACUCUCCUUUACAUGCUUUCACCCUCCAUCUUUUCCUUCUCUUAUGACCCUCUCCACCUCACCUGGCACCACAUCAAGGCCCCACUCAUGUGGAGAACCGACCCCAUUGUGGCCAUGGUUGGCAAACGAAUCGUCAUCGCUGGCGGCACCUGUCACUUCGAAGACGACCCUUUGGCUUGCGAAAUGUAUGACCUGGAGACCAGCGAGUGGGAAACGUGCGAGUCCAUGCCUGCGAUAUUCAGGGAAUCAGCUGCCCCCACCUGGCUCUCCGUUGCAGUGAACUCCAACAAGAACAAAAUGUACGUUGUAGAGAAAAGCACGGGGGUAGCUUACUCCUUCGAUCCCAGCAUCAAGGCAUGGCAUGGACCUCACCAUCUGCGUCCUCAUACAAUAACUAGUAUCUGCCGCUACUUCAUUGGAUUUGCCAAUAAUGAUCGUUUGAUUUUGGUUGGUAUAACGGGAGAUGAUGAUAUUGAAAGCGUAAAACUGUGGGAGGUGGACUGCGAGUCACCGGAGAUUCUCAGAGACAUUGGAGAAAUGCCAAAGCAACUGGUGGACAAGAUGAAAGUCCGCGGUGAUGAUGGCAUGGGCUUUGACAUGUCCACAUGGUCGUCAAUAAGUGUAAGUUUAAUGGAUGAUUUUGUUUACAUAUACAGCAGUAGUGAUGGAGGAGGAUCAAUCAUCAUGUGCGAGAUUGGUGGUGGGGAUGAAAGCAGUGCGGAUAACUGGAGUAGUGUUGUGAGUAUGAAUGCAGGAAAUGAUGUGGACAGAUAUCGAUUAACAAAUAGGAUAGUUUUAGCUUGUUCAAAAGUCGGUUUGGAUGACCUAGAUAAGGCUAUCAUGAGUAAGAGUAGGAAAUUUUCUACCAGAGACAUUAUGUAA
This is a messenger RNA of Dovyalis caffra, 1221 nucleotides long. NCBI's taxonomy places the organism in Eukaryota, Viridiplantae, Streptophyta, Magnoliopsida, Malpighiales, Salicaceae. The record is from the annotation of a GenBank genome assembly.